GGUGAGAGCGGCCAAAAGCGCACUUCAGCGGCGCUCAGUCAUUCCGUGUUUUCCUGAAUUCACUGCGUAUGUAAACGUGCCGGUAACUUUAAAAUCCGGACCAGGACAGUUCGUUGCAGUUGAGUCUAAGGAUUUUUUUUUACUAGAAAGGUGGCUUUAAUUUCAAGAAAGAAGAAUAAAAAGCAACAAAAGAGGAAGUGACAACUCUUGCUUUCCGAGAAAACCAGUGAAAGAUUGCUGAAUUGAUCUGCCCCUCAGAAAAAAGAAGAAGAAGAGACUAUCAAUCAUGUCUUAAGUCAGUGCAUCAUCAUGGGUCUUCAUACACAUCCCUGCCUUCUUUGUUGCCAAGUAAUGGUACCAAGAGGUCAGGAAGUCUUCAUCUUAUUCUCUGGAAAGUCCUUGUUCAUCCCUCACUGAGAAGGCAUCUUUUUUCUGCAAGUCCAAAACACAUAGAAGCAUGUUUCCGAACAGGUCAUGUCACAAUAUCAGUGAUAUCACCCUCAUUGUGAGUAAGGAUGGAAAUCCUGCGACAAGUAUCUUCAUGUUUCUGGCUGGGGUGGUGGGAAACCUCUUGGCUCUGUUCAUCCUUCGAGUCCACCAGAAGGAGCAGCGUUCCAGGUCUUCUGUCUUCUCCGUCCUGGUCACUGGACUGGUCAUCACAGACCUGCUGGGCACCUGCAUCCUCAGCCCUGCUGUGUUCAUCUGCUAUGCCCUUAACUUGUCACUGAUAGGUCUGGGAGGUGAACUUCUGUGUAACCUCUUUGGAUUUGCCAUGAGUUUUUUUGGCCUGGCACCCACGCUCAUCCUGUGCGCCAUGGCUGUGGAGCGUUGCCUGGCCAUCAGCUGUGCUUACUUUUAUUCUGGACACAUCCGUCGUAGCAUAGCCAAGUCAGCCCUUUUUGUUAUAUACCUCUUUUCUUUAGGUUUCUGCUUACUGCCGUUCUUCAGUUUUGGCAAAUAUAGACAGUACGCUCCUGGAACAUGGUGCUUUAUUGACAUGGAUGCAACAGACAAUGUCAAAUCAGCACUGGCCUUUUCUGUGACCUACUCUGUCAUCAUGGCAGCGUUGAUCUUGGCUGUGUUUGUUUGCAAUGGCUCAGUAAUUGUCAGCCUGUGUAAGAUGCAUCAGAGUCAGAUGAUGCGACGAGGCUCGGUCGGGUCGACAGGAAGAAAAAGAAAAAUGAGCCUGGCCUUUUUCGGACAGGGUGAAGAAGAGGUGGACCACCUGGUGCUCCUGGCUCUCAUCACUAUCAUCUUUGUGGUCUGUUCUCUGCCACUCACUAUCGCAGGUUUCAUCAACGCUGUUCAUCCAUUUUGUGAUGACAGUAACAAUCUGAGAGCCUUCCGCUUCUACGCCCUCAACCCCAUCGUAGAUCCCUGGAUUUUCAUCAUCUGCCGCAAGUCUGUGUUUAAGCACCUGUGCUCUCUGCUGAGCUGCCGCUUCAGCAAAAGAGCUGUGAAGACGACAACACGCUAUGCAAUGUCUUUACCCCUUGACAAUCACAUACAGCGCAACUCACCUGAUUCUGUGCCAGUUUCACAGUGCAACAUGUACCCCAGUAUACCCCUGUGACUCAACCAGAAACCCUGAGUGGUGCAGGGAGAUGGACUCAACGCUGGAAGAUGUGGAUUGAAAAAACAAAACAUAUUUAUAGAAUGGUACGACUCCUGCACUGAGCAACAUGAGGCACAAAGAUAUAAAGACAUAUGUGUCCUAAUGGAAAUAUUCUGUGUAUGGUCAUUAGUUUUUUAAUGGACUACUUUUGGAAAAAGUGAUUGCACUAGGUCUCAAAUGCCCUUGACUGAUGAAUGAAAUGUUUCAAUAUUGUGCCAUAAAACAAAUAGCACUGUAACUCAGCACUAGGAAACACAUCCAACCUUAUCAUGUCUGUGAAAAUUAUACUGUAAUAUCAGAAUACAUGCACUUGGGUAAAUGGUGUGGAUGAGUAUAUCCUGUCAUGUUCUCUCUGUUAACCAAGUAGCUUUUUUUCUUAGAGUAAACUCCAGGUAUCUGAAUGAUAGGAGGUCUCCACAUCUACCACCCUCACUGUGGUUAGGAUGACUUGAUUGCAUGGUUCGUUUUAGUUUUGGGUAUCACUGGCACAUCCAAAAAAAUGCAAUUUUUGUGUAAUUAGUGACAGGGUUGGACCAUCCAAAAGAGAGAUUCAUUAAAAUAAGAUGUGUCGCACAGAUAAUGUCAUAUUUUUAAUAGAUAUUGAACUGGCCAGUUGCAAGGCCAAGUUUAAAACUGAGUAUAAACCAUAAUUGGGUUUUAAUGUUGAGCAAUCAGACAUAAUUGUAUUGUAGGCUUUCUGAAACACAGCCCUUACUGUCCUUGUCUAUACAGAAGUCUGAGCUCUAGUUGUGCUGCAUUUACAUGUAAUGGUUUUUGAAGUGCUGUUGCUUGUGGUGCUUGCUUUUAAAGUGUGCUUGUAAAAGUAUGUGACUUAAAAGCAUGAAAAAGUAUUGUUUAAGAGCUCAUUUAAAGUUAACACUGCUUUUUUUGAGCUGUAAAGCUGGAGAUUAGUAGCAAAAUAGAUGUACAUUAGAAAUAUUCUAAAGUGUGUCUCAUGUUAGAGUCAAUCAAGGUUAAAAGUUGACGUCCUGUCUGUGAUGUAUUAAAUGUAUGGCUGCUCCUGUCUCAUAUGCCACUGCUUUUUGAGCUACCCGUGAUUGUGUGUGAAACUCUUGAAGAGCCUCCUUUAUGCUCUUGAUGCACUGUCAGAAUGUAUCGUUUGUUAUGAGUCUAAAGCUGUAACCGUGUUAAUAGUAACUUAUUUACACCCCUUCACUAUAAAAUAUGGUUGUGUCUUGUGAAAAUUGUCUUUUUUUGGUCAACUUUGUAAAGUGUUGGUUUCUAAGCAUAAAAGACAGUGAGUCCAGUUUUAGGCCACAUUUCAGUUGUGCUUUAUAGCCAUUAAUGCUCAGUCAUGCUUGGCUUGACUUUAGAUGAGUUACCACUUGCACAUUGUGUUCUUUGAGGGUACGUCUGUACAUAUUAUCCUCUACUCAAAUGAAAGAAUACAUACAUUUACAAAAAUUGGUACACAUUUUGUUCAUGUUAAAUAAAAUGUCCUGAAGAAAAAUUGCCUCAAAACCCAAAGAGGAGUUUGUUUUGGUUUAGGUAAAUGUUCCAGGUCAUGGGUUACAAAAUGAAAUUAAAUUCAGAGUGUGUUUGAUUUAGUGAAAAUGAAAGCUUACAAAUUGCCAUAGAAUUUUAUGUUGUUACAACUACAUUUCCUAUUAAACUGUGGAUUUCUAUUUUCAUGGUGACAGUUAAAAGAACAAUUGCCCACAGAGAAGCAAAAAAAAAAAAAGGGAAUUUAUGUGAUGAAGCCUGAUUAAAGAGUCUAAUUUGAUCAAAGCAUUAUACUGAUUAAAUUCCAUUUUCUGUUUAUGAGCAUAAUGCUUCCUUUGGAAUCUGUAAGUAAAUGGUCUGGAGCUAAAUGACUGGAUUAUAACAGAGGAGCAUUUGUUGCUGCAGUGCCCCUCUGUGGUGAACUAAUGUAACCUUCAACAUUCAAUUCAACUUUGUCCUCAGGCAUUUACUUGUAACAGCCAAGAAGAAGCCAUGAGGAUUGUUUUAAAAUCAGCACAACCUUGACUUUCUUGCCAAACUGCUUUAAUCUUAAACUGCACAACGUACCUUUGUGUCUGCACAACAUACCUCCUGAGGGAUUUGAG
Molecule: messenger RNA, 3684 nt
Organism: Sphaeramia orbicularis (orbiculate cardinalfish)
Lineage: Eukaryota; Metazoa; Chordata; Actinopteri; Kurtiformes; Apogonidae
Gene: ptgir
Product: prostaglandin I2 receptor
Exons: 3
Coding region: 458-1573 (371 amino acids)
Biological process (GO): negative regulation of smooth muscle cell proliferation; adenylate cyclase-activating G protein-coupled receptor signaling pathway; positive regulation of cytosolic calcium ion concentration
Cellular component (GO): plasma membrane
Molecular function (GO): thromboxane receptor activity; prostacyclin receptor activity
Source: RefSeq, a predicted model, not a curated record